This is a messenger RNA of Sorex fumeus (smoky shrew), 3206 nucleotides long. RefSeq names its product ankyrin repeat domain 6 (gene ANKRD6). Gene Ontology annotation, molecular function: protein binding. The record is from RefSeq and is a predicted model, not a curated record. Bases 294 to 2462 code for a protein of 722 amino acids. NCBI's taxonomy places the organism in Eukaryota, Metazoa, Chordata, Mammalia, Eulipotyphla, Soricidae. The transcript has 16 exons.
AGCUCGGGGCGUGCAGGCGGCUGCAGGCGCGGCGCGUGCAGCGCCCAGGCCCAGGGCCCGCCGGAGUCAGCGGGAGUCGGUCCCCCUCGCAGCCCCUCGCCCUCCCCCCAACCAACACCCCAUCGUCUCCUUACGGCGCGGACGUCCGGUGCGCGGAAGCAAGGUCUGGAAGAUGGCAGAGCCGUCGGGCCUCUUCCGAUGACCCAGAGCAGCUGUCCAGCGGGUGCCGCGCUGGCCAGUGGCAUCCUAAGCAGCUGGGACCGUCCGCUGCUUUCUCACAAACCUCCUAAUUCAUGAGCCAGCAGGAUGAGGUCGCUGCGCUUUCAGAACGCCUUCUCAUAGCUGCGUACAAAGGCCAAGCAGAGAAUGUGGUUCAGCUCAUCAACAAGGGCGCCAAGGUAGCGGUUACCAAGCAUGGCCGGACCCCCCUGCAUCUUGCUGCCAACAAGGGCCAUCUCUCUGUGGUCCAGAUCUUGCUGAAAGCUGGCUGUGACCUCGAUGUCCAGGAUGAUGGGGAUCAGACAGCCUUGCACCGGGCUGCAGUGGUGGGACAUACAGAUGUGGUCGCUGCACUCAUCCAGGACGGCUGUGCGCUGGACCGCCAAGACAAGGAUGGGAAUACAGCUCUGCACGAAGCCUCCUGGCAUGGCUUCAGCCAGUCAGCCAAGCUGCUCGUUAAAGCCGGAGCCAAUGUGCUUGCCAAGAACAAGGCCGGGAACACAGCGCUGCACCUGGCCUGCCAGAACAGCCACGCCCAGAGCACCCGCGUCCUCCUGCUGGGCGGCUCCCGCGCCGACCUCAAGAACAACGCAGGUGACACCUGUUUGCACGUAGCAGCACGCUAUAAUCAUGUGUCCAUCAUUAAGCUCCUGCUCAGCGCUUUCUGUUCUGUUCACGAGAAGAACCAGGCUGGAGACACAGCCCUUCAUAUUGCUGCGGCCCUCAAUCACAAGAAGGUGGUGAAAAUUCUCCUGGAAGCUGGAGCAGAUGAGACCAUUGUCAAUCAUGCAGGCCAGACCCCACUGGAGACUGCGCGCUACCACGACAACCCCGAAGUCGCUCUUCUCCUCACCAAGGCUCCCCAGGUCUUGCGCUUCAGUCGUGGGCGAAGCCUGAGGAAAAAGAGAGAAAGGCUGAAGGAAGAGAGGAGAGCUCAGUCGGUGCCAAGAGAUGAGGUGGCCCAAAGCAAGGGAAGUGUCUCUGCGGGAGACACCCCUAGCAGUGAGCAGGCUGCUCCCAGAAAAGAAGAGGCUCGAGAAGAUAUCCUGUCUGCAUCCCCCGAACCCCGAGCCAAGGAGAACAGGCGGAAAAAGCCCAGGCCCAAGGUGUCCGCGCUUUCUGAUCCCACACCACCGGCAGACCAACAGCCAGGGGCCCAGAAGACCUCGCACACUCACAGUCGCCAGAAGAAGCGGCCCAGGCAUCGUUCCUCGCCACCCCCUCCCCAUGAGUUCAGAGCCUACCAGCUUUACACUCUGUACCGGGGCAAGGAUGGAAAAGUAAUGCAGGCACCAAUAAAUGGCUGUCGAUGCGAACCCCUAAUCCACAAGCUGGAGAACCAGUUGGAGGCCACAGUGGAAGAGAUCAAAGCCGAGCUGGGGUCCGUUCAGGAUAAAAUGAACACCAAGCUGGGCCACAUGGACAGUAAGACCCAGCACCAAAUGCGUGUUCUGGACAAGCUGAUGGUUGAGCGUCUCUCAGCAGAGAGAACGGAGUGUUUGAAUCGCCUACAGCACCACUCAGACAUGGAGAAGCAUGAGGAAGAGAAACGACAGAUGUCCUUGGUGGAUGAGUUAAAAACAUGGUGCAUGUUAAAGAUUCAGAAUUUGGAACUGAAGCUUUCUGGAGAUUCUAGGGCCUCUAGGACCAAGUCUAUCCCGUCUACUUGUGAGUCCUCAACAGCAGGUGUGGAUCCAUUGGUGGAGACCGCAGGAGCCCUGGCAGCUUCUGACAGUUCCCCUCAGGUGGUGAGACCCAAAGAAAAAGCCACCAACCCCACUGCGGCCCACAGGCUCCAGCCAGAGCUGUCUUCCUCAGACUGCACGGGCUCUCAGCCCAGGAAUGCACGGGUACAGACCCAGAAAGACGCAGACAGGAGGGACCACAGGACACAGGGCCCCUGUGUACACAGAGGCACCCAAACCAAGAAGUCUGGGAAAAGUGGGCAGGCUAGACAUCGAGUCCAACCCCUGGCCCCCUGCCCCCACAGUGGGCAGCCAGCAGUGGGCAAUGAACAGGGAGCCCAUCACAUCCGUGAUACCUCGCAAGCCCUGGAGCUUACACAGUACUUUUUUGAAGCUGUUUCCACCCAGAUGGAGAAGUGGUACGAAAGGAAGAUUGAGGAAGCACGCAGCCAAGCCAGUCAGAAAGCCCAACAGGAGAAGGCGACCCUGAAGGAACACGUUAAAAGUUUAGAAGAGGAACUUGCAAAAUUAAGGACCAAGGUGCAGAAGGAAAAUUAGGACCCUGGGAAAAAGACAUCUUGAGGAUUUGCAGUUAUUUUGCCACUGCAGAAUAACUUUGCCCAAAGUUUCAUAUACUGUGCACCUGAUAGCCCUGCGCUAAAAAUUUUAAAAAUAAAAAAAAGAAUAGAUAAGGACUCCUUUCUAGAAUGUGCCAGACACAUGCUUCCCAUGCCCUCCUGGGAUGAAGACUUGGACAAUUGAAGCCUGGAGAGCUUGCUCGGUUUCAGGUUUUAUUACAAGGGCCCAACCUCAGUCCAGGUUCAUUUGAAGUUCAAAAGCUCAGAUGAAGCGAGCCACUCACACUAAGAGCCGAAUGGUGUGUAAGCCUAAUCCCUAAAUUCAGAACCUAUGAAAUAAUGUAGAUCAAAAGCAAGAAAGAAAUGAGCCCCUCAUGAAUUCAGAUCAAGUAAUCACUCUUAACACACCUGCUGGGCCCAGACAAGCGUUUUUCUGUUGAGAGAGCUGUAACUGAGAUGCACUAGUCAACCCCUUCUCUUUCUCUCAGUUUGUUAUUUUCAAAAGGCUGACAUUUUAACAAGGUUAAUCCUUAGGAAAGACUUUCGCGGGGUAUGAUUUUUACAAUAUCGCAAGACCCAAUCUAUCUUAAAGUAUUUUGAAAAGUCAAUGUAUUUAAAUACUGAGUAAUUAGCUAAUAGCACUGGGAAUGUUUAAUCAUGUUCUCAGGUGAGAAAGAAUCCAACCAUUUAAUCAUGACUUCUAUUUCUCUUCAGCCCAAAUACA